GAAAAUAGCACUUUUACAAAUUAGGACAAAAUUCACGCUUGAUCCACCAAUGGGAAUUCGAGCGGGACUUCUCCGUACUUAUGCUAUGAUUGGCCAGGAGGGUGAGGACCAAUUAGAGGCAAGCAGUGCUGUCCAAUGGAAACCACUGCUCUAUGCAGUUUCUUUUCUCCAUACCAUUGUUCAAGAUAGACGCAAAUUCGGACCGAUAGGGUGGAAUAUUCCCUAUGAGUUCAAUCAAGCAGAUUUCACUUCAAUUGUUCAGUUUAUUCAGAAUCAUUUGGAUGAUAUGGAUGCGCAUAAGGGUACAUCUUGGGCGACUCUCCGAUACAUGAUCAGCGAGGUCCAAUAUGGUGGGCGAGUCACUGAUGAUUACGAUAAGCGUCUACUCAACACCUACGUGCAAGUGUGGUUUACAGAUCUUCUAUUUUCCGAUGAUUUCCGCUUCUACAAUGGAUAUGCCAUUCCGAAGGCACGAACUAUUGAGGAAUAUCAGGCUCGAAUUUCGGAACUGCCUGUUGUUGAUUCUCCAGAGUGCUUUGGAUUGCAUUCUAAUGCUGAUAUAAUGUACCAAACCAAUAACGCCUCGUCUGUAUUGACGACGAUCGCCAACAUCCAGCCGAAGGAUGGUUCAAGCGGAGGAGGUGAGACGAGAGAGUCUUUUGUCAGUAAAAUGGCCGAAGAGAUGCUUUCCAAACUACCUUCCGAUUACAACCCAUUUGAGGUAAUGUUACCAAAUCACCUAUUUUUGUUCGUGACAGGG
Rodentolepis nana is the source of this 760-nucleotide messenger RNA. NCBI's taxonomy places the organism in Eukaryota, Metazoa, Platyhelminthes, Cestoda, Cyclophyllidea, Hymenolepididae. The record is from the annotation of a GenBank genome assembly.